AAGCAAACACAACACAUUAUCCAAACCAACUCUGCCUCUCUCUCGUUUUCUCUCCCAGAUGAUGGGCUUCAACAUCUUAAAAUCCUCGCCUUUUUCUUCAACCAAAACAAUUCUCAUAACCCCCGCAGCCAAACCCACUCUCUCAAAGUUUCUUUCUCGGCCCCACUCUGUUCCUAAUUCCUUCUGCAAAACGCAUUUCAGAUUUCAAUCUUCCAAAUCCGCACUCUAUUCCAUUUCUCUUACUGGGUUCGGUGGCUCUCUCCACCGGAGCAAGCGUAAUUUUCGUGGUGGGAUAAUCGCCAUGGCUGCUCCUGGGUCCGUCCAGAAGUCAGAGGAGGAGUGGCGUGCGAUUUUGUCGCCAGAGCAGUUUCAGAUUUUGAGGAAGAAAGGCACAGAGUAUCCAGGCACAGGAGAAUAUGACAAGUUUUAUGAAGAGGGUGUCUACAACUGUGCAGGAUGUGGGACUCCCCUCUAUAGAUCCACAACCAAAUUUAAUUCUGGAUGUGGCUGGCCAGCUUUCUUUGAGGGUCUUCCUGGAGCCAUAGCUCGCAAUCCGGAUCCAGAUGGCAGGAGGAUUGAAAUUACAUGUGCAGCUUGUGGUGGACAUCUGGGACAUGUUUUCAAAGGUGAAGGAUUUCCAACACCCACAGAUGAACGCCAUUGUGUCAAUAGUGUCUCACUCAAGUUUGUUCCUGCAAAUUCUUCCCUGUGAAAUUCUGUCGUUGUGGUUAUCUUCAUUGGAAACCAACCAUCUGAUUCUGUAUAAAACAUGGAAAUAGUGUCAUGUUUGCCCAAAUUCUAGUGCUGAGUUGCAGUUCCUUUGAUAUGUGCAAAAAACUUGCUUAGAUGUAAGAUGGUAUUUAUUUAUGGAAUAAAGAGAUGUUAUUAUGCUAGCA
Molecule: messenger RNA, 896 nt
Organism: Manihot esculenta (cassava)
Lineage: Eukaryota; Viridiplantae; Streptophyta; Magnoliopsida; Malpighiales; Euphorbiaceae
Product: peptide methionine sulfoxide reductase B5
Exons: 3
Coding region: 59-712 (217 amino acids)
Biological process (GO): response to oxidative stress; protein repair
Molecular function (GO): peptide-methionine (R)-S-oxide reductase activity
Source: RefSeq, a predicted model, not a curated record